AUGUUCAGAAGUCUAGUUCUUUUCGUAUUCCUGUGCUUAGGUUGUAAUGCUCACAAAAUUUUCGUUUAUUCCCCCUUGAUGGGCCAUUCGCAUGUUAACUUUAUGGGAAGAAUUGCUGACACUCUGACUGAUGCUGGACACAACGUUACUUAUGUAGUGCCUGUUAUGGAUCUGAAAUUGAAGAAGACAUGUGUGAAAACCACUAAAGACGUUCGAAUUCUUCCAGCUAGUAAGGAAGUUGAAGAGAUUAUGUCAGCAGGUCAUGAUCAUCAAAUAAAAACCUUAUGGGCGAUGAAGCAUGAUCCAUUAUCGCUUAUGAAGGUUUUUGGAAAUAUGACGAAGGCUUUCGCAUUAACCUGCAAACAAGUCUUAAACGAUAAGAAGUUUUUAGAUGACAUAGCUAGCGAGAAGUUUGAUAUUCUAAUCGCCGAACCUUUCUUCUUGUGCCCUUUUGCUUUGGCGGAAAAAUUGAAAAUUCCAGUAACAAUUGGAGCCUUAUCAACCAUACAAUCUGAAGUAAUUUCCGAUAUAAUUGGAGAGCCAGUAUUGCCGAGCUUUGUACCAGGCUCAAUGUCUGUGGCGCAAAGUGAUAUGAGCUUCUACGAAAGGUUCAAAAACACCUUGAGUGUCACAGCUAUGCGCUAUCUUUUCCUCGAUAGUUACAAAGUAGAAUCUGAUGUUAUCAAAGAAGCUUUCGGCAGUAACUUCAAAAGCUAUACGGAGUAUUUGGCAGACGUUUCCUACGUUUUCACAAACGCACAUCCUUACCUCUCAUAUCCAAGACCACUGAAUCGGAAAACACUUGAGCUGGGAGGAAUUGUUGUUGAUCAAUCACUUAAAGACAAAUCAAAUCUUAAGGAAUUCGAUGCAAUCUUGAAUGAAAGGAAACAUACCGUCCUUGUAUCGUUCGGUUCAGUAGCUAAGAGUAAGGAUAUGCCUGAAGAUCACAAGAAAACUCUUCUGUCCGUCUUUGAAGAAAUGAAAGAUGUAACUUUCAUCUGGAAAUAUGAAGAGGAUACUACAAUGGCAGAUCAUUUACCCAACGUUCAUCUGGCCAAGUGGAUGCCACAAGUUGCUCUUCUCAACGAUCCACGUUUGAGUCUCUUCGUUACUCACGGAGGUCUUGGAAGUCUUGGAAGUACAACUGAAGUCGCUUAUCUCGGAAAACCUGCAGUGUUUAUUCCGUUGUUUGCUGAUCAGCCAUCGAAUGCUAUAAUGGCAUCACGAUAUGGAGGAGCAAUAGUUCUUGAGAAAACAUUACUGGAUAAUAAAGAAAAAAUCAAAGAAGCCUUUAAUGAGGUUUUAUCAAACAAGAAAUAUGAGGAGAAUGCGAAGAAACUCUCAAUAAUUCUCAACAAUAGCCCUACUAAUCCAAAGGAUAUUCUUGUUAGGCAUAUUGAAUUUGCUGGAAGAGUUGGACGAAUACCUAAUUUGGAUUGUGAAGGAAGAAAUUUGAAUUUAUUCCAAUUUUUCUCAUUGGAUAUCUAUCUAGCAGUCAUAGUCAUAAUACUUUCAAUUAUAUCGCUAAUAUAUAUUAUAAUAAGGAAGAUAGUUAAAUAUUGUACAAAUAAACUAAAAGUUAAAUCAGAAUAA
Auanema sp. JU1783 is the source of this 1593-nucleotide messenger RNA. NCBI's taxonomy places the organism in Eukaryota, Metazoa, Nematoda, Chromadorea, Rhabditida, Rhabditidae. The record is from the annotation of a GenBank genome assembly.